AAGCACUCAAAGUCCCGCGAUACUGGCUGGCGCACACCUACGCUGAAUGGAAUAAACCCAUCAACUGUAAUCCUCACUGUACACAGCGGAAUCCUCUGCGGGUAUUUUCUGCCUCAGAUAAAGCAAAGAAAUGGACAACACUGGGAAAGAGAAGGAGGCUAUUCAGCUAAUGGCCGAAGCUGACAAAAAAUGCAAAUCCUCUGGCUCGUUUUUGGGAGGGAUGUUUGGAGGAGGACCUCAGAAAGUGGAAGAAGCAUGUGAGAUGUACUGCAGAGCCGCCAACAUGUUCAAGAUGGCCAAGAACUGGAGCGCUGCUGGAAAUGCGUUUUGCAAGGCAGCACGUCUCCAUAUGCAACUGCAGAACAAACAUGACUGUGCCACCAGUUUCAUUGAUGCAGGAAAUGCUUACAAGAAGUCUGACCCCAAUGAGGCAAUCAAGUGUUUAAAUGCUGCCAUCGAUAUAUACACAGACAUGGGAAGAUUCACCAUCGCAGCCAAACACCACAUCAAUGUCGCAGAGAUCUACGAGUCUGAACUGGUGGAUAUCGAAAAGGCUGUUGCACAUUAUGAACAAGCAGCAGACUACUACAAAGGGGAAGAAUCCAACAGCUCAGCCAACAAGUGUCUGCUGAAGGUGGGAGCUUACUGUGCUCAGUUGGAGCAGUACCAGAAGGCUAUUGAGAUCUACGAGCAGGUUGGAGCCAACACGAUGGACAACCCAUUGCUGAAAUACAGCGCCAAAGAGUACUUCUUCAAAGCUUCCCUCUGUCAUUUCAUUGUCGACGAGCUCAACGCUAAGAUUGCUGUUGAAAAAUAUGAGGAGAUGUUCCCGGCUUUCUCAGACUCUCGAGAAUGCAAACUGUUGAAGAAGCUUCUUGAGGCUCACGAGGAACAGAACAGCGAAGCUUUCACAGAUGCAGUAAAGGACUUUGACUCCAUCUCCCGUCUGGACCAGUGGCACACAACCCUCCUGCUGCGCAUCAAAAAGACCAUCCAGGGCGACGAAGGGGAUUUGAAAUGAAAGAAGCCCAGGGGUAAAAAUGCAGCACGGAGGGACAAAUCCAUCACGCAUGCUUUCACACACAGACAGACAGACACACACACACACACACACACACACUUUUCACUCACUUCCCUGUGUAUAGCAUCUGGAGAUGAGUGUCUGCUGAUGACUUUGAAUAUUCCACUGCUCACUGCUAUACCGUCCGAGUACUAUCUUUGCUUUCCUUCCGAGCGUAUCUGAAUCUAGUCGCCCUCACCUCUGUCUAGAGGAUUGCUGCAUACCUUUUCUGCUGAAAUCUGUCCUGGGGGAUUUCAGAGCGGUAUAUUGUAUUGAAACUGAUGUUAGUAUUGACAACAAGCACUGCAUGACAUGUUUUGUACAAUUAUUGUUUCCUAGUCAGAUGCAGAUAAUUAUUAUUUUUUUUUUAAAUCUAGUUUAUUAAAUUAUUUAAACAGAUUAUUUAAAUGUUUCCGUUUGUUCUACAUAGGAUUAUCAUGGUGUGUAUGGAUUUCAAGAAUGUAUCAUAUUACUUUUUUUAUUUGUUGGAGUAGAAGGGAAAGGGUCCAAUCAAUGCCAUGAUUGUUCUUAAAACGAAAGUCAUUGCAGCCACACAAAAGGUGAUUUUGUUUCCAUUUUGUCACCAAUGGGGGAGAGACUCUUCUUGUAGAAGGGCAACGAUAUGCACCAAGUGUAGACUGUUAAACAUUUGUGUGUUGUUUCCACACAUUCAUACUUGCAUUACUUCAGGAUCAUUUAGGGCUGGGCGAUAUGGAGAAAAUCAAAUAUGAUAGUUUUGUCCCAAUAUCUCGAUAUCGAUAUUGCGGCGAUAUUGUAGGGUUGACAUUUGGUGCUUUAACAAAAAUAUUCACACAAAGAGAUUUGUGAUAAAUAAUCAUCAAUAUAGUGUAUUUAAUGACGAAGAUGCUAAAGACAAAUAAUAGAACAUUCAGGUAAGGACAUCGCUUUCCUGUAAUGCAGCCUUUUAAAAAGAGAAAAAAAACACCUUAUGCCAUAUUAUGUUAGGAUAUCCAAAAUCUGAGACGAUAUCUAGUCUCUUAUCACGAUAUCGAUAUAAUAUCGAUAUAUUGCCCAGCCCUAGGAUCAUUUAUUAUUACUUUAGGAUUUGUUGAUGUAAUAAUACUUUGAAUGUUUGAAUCUGUAAGCUGUGAUUUAUAGUUUGCCUGUGGAAAAAAAAAAAAAUCUUUUUGAAUGAAAAGCACUGACGUGGAAACGGUUACUCCUUGUUUCCAGGGCAGUAUUCUUGGGGUAAUGUGCUACAUUAGUUACUCAUCUUGUGCUGUGGUUGUGAUGUGAACUUAACAUUGACGGUUUACUACUGCAGUGCGCCUUCCAAAUGGCCAGUCGCUAAGCAUGUCCUUGUGUAUAGAUUAGUGUUGUGUUGCAUUCACUAGUGUGAGCCAGACCAAAGUUUUUACAAAAGGGUCAGUCGCCCCUGCGUAUCCAGCUUCUUCCAGAUGGAAUGACGAUGGACCUUGGAUAUGAUCUGUAUGCUCGUGCGAAUGGACAAUAAUAAAGAUAUUAUAAUCCCA
Messenger RNA from Perca fluviatilis (European perch), 2553 nucleotides. RefSeq names its product N-ethylmaleimide-sensitive factor attachment protein, beta b (gene napbb). Gene Ontology annotation, cellular component: terminal bouton; vacuolar membrane; synaptobrevin 2-SNAP-25-syntaxin-1a complex. Gene Ontology annotation, biological process: intracellular protein transport; SNARE complex disassembly; regulation of synaptic vesicle priming. Lineage: Eukaryota; Metazoa; Chordata; Actinopteri; Perciformes; Percidae. The transcript is spliced from 11 exons. The record is from RefSeq and is a predicted model, not a curated record. Bases 131 to 1021 code for a protein of 296 amino acids. Gene Ontology annotation, molecular function: soluble NSF attachment protein activity; syntaxin binding.